AUGACUCAACCAAAUGUUACAGUUCUCUCAGCGAAUUACUCUGGUGGCUCAGAAUCGGGUAAUUUGUACCGUCCAUUUUCUGUCUUCAGCGUUCUCACCCUUACUUUGCUGGCCAUGCUAGUGGUGGCCACCUUUGUUUGGAACCUUCUGGUUUUGGUGACCAUUCUGAGGGUGCGCACCUUCCAUCGCGUUCCCCACAAUCUGGUUGCCUCCAUGGCCAUCUCGGACGUGAUGGUUGCAGGACUGGUUAUGCCUCUAAGUUUGGUUAGGGAGCUGUAUGGUCGCUGCUGGAUUCUGGGUCGGGCCUUGUGUCAGGUCUGGAUCUCUUGCGACGUGCUCUGCUGCACAGCCAGUAUCUGGAACGUGACAGCCAUUGCCCUAGAUCGUUACUGGUCCAUCACACGACACCUGGAGUACACACUUAAGACACGCAAAAGGAUCUCCAAUGUGAUGAUUGGCCUCACGUGGCUACUCUCAUCUGUUAUCUCACUUUCGCCACUCUUUGGUUGGGGUGAGACCUACUCAGAAGAGCGCCUGACUUGUCAAGUAAGCCAGGAGCCCUCCUACACAGUAUUCUCCACUUUUGGAGCCUUCUACCUGCCCCUCUGUGUGGUACUCUUUGUCUACUGGAAGAUCUACAAGGCUGCCAAGUUUCGCAUUGGCUCCUGCAAAACCAACACCAUCACACCAAUGGCUGAGGUCAUAGAGGUAAAGGAGGCAGAACGGCAGCCGCAGAUGGCCUUUACGGUUCGUCACGCCACUGUAUCAUUCCAGACAGAUGGUGAGACGUGGCGGGAGCAGAAAGAGAGGAGAGCUGCUCUGAUGGUGGGCAUCUUGAUUGGUGUAUUUGUGCUCUGUUGGAUUCCCUUUUUCCUUGCUGAGCUCAUCAUUCCGCUCUGUUCAUGUGACAUCCCCCCUGUCUGGAAAAGUGUCUUUCUAUGGCUAGGCUACUCAAACUCCUUCUUCAAUCCACUCAUCUAUACAGCCUUUAACAAGAACUACAACAAUGCUUUCAGAAACCUUUUCUCCAGACAGCGAUAA
Myxocyprinus asiaticus (Chinese sucker) is the source of this 1041-nucleotide messenger RNA. RefSeq names its product 5-hydroxytryptamine receptor 5A-like. Gene Ontology annotation, cellular component: plasma membrane. Gene Ontology annotation, biological process: adenylate cyclase-activating adrenergic receptor signaling pathway. Gene Ontology annotation, molecular function: G protein-coupled serotonin receptor activity. The transcript is spliced from 2 exons. The record is from RefSeq and is a predicted model, not a curated record. The coding region runs from base 1 to 1041 and encodes 346 amino acids. Lineage: Eukaryota; Metazoa; Chordata; Actinopteri; Cypriniformes; Catostomidae.